UAAUUUUAAUCUCAGAUUUGCGUAUAUAAACCUAAAGCUAGCGACGUAGACACACUUAUGCCUUCACAGCAUAUGACGUCAAUCAUGGAGAGACCAUUAGUUUUGCAUUUUGCGUUUUGGCUGUGCAGUUUGGUUUUCCUGAGUGACAAUUCCAAUGGACAGAUUCAACCGUCAACUAUGACUUUGCACUCUUCGGGGUCCAACGUAUGUACCUACAAAUACCAAGUGGGCAGCACGGACAACUACGGAAGAGUGACUUACACAACACGGUACCGGUGUUGUGAUGGUUGGAGGAAGCACAACGCAUUUUCUGUUCAGUGCAUGGUCAGAGCUAAGUGCAGUGGGGAUCAAUUUGCUUGUGACAAUGGCCGGUGUGUGCAUAAAUCUUACAUUUGCAACGGGAAUGAUAACUGUGGAGACGGUUCUGAUGAACGGAUGUGUGGUGAUUGUCCCAGUGGUUACUUUCGCUGCUCUAAAGACGACAUGUGUCUUCCUCGUCGUCUAUACUGUGACCAAAUCCCGGACUGCGGAGGGUCCAGAAGUGAAAUGCCCGAAGAUGAGAUGAACUGUGGAACUAUUGUUCAACUGACUGCACCUACAAAUACAAGUCGCUUCGGUCACGUGUACUCUGGUGUGGUAAGCGUGUGGCACAACAGUGGUUGGGGGUCACUUUGUGAUGACUACAUGGACAUAAAUGAUGCACAGGUUCUCUGUCGUCAGCUUGGGUUUAAGAACGUCACGCGGUUCUUUACAAGUGCAAAACUUGGACAAAUGUCUUUAAGUUAUCCCGUGUGGCUGAGGGGUCUAAAUUGUGAUGGAAAGCCUCUUCCACAGUUCCAUCUUAUCGGCAAGAGAAGAGAAGAGGCUGUCAUCCCAUGA
Molecule: messenger RNA, 879 nt
Organism: Lingula anatina
Lineage: Eukaryota; Metazoa; Brachiopoda; Lingulata; Lingulida; Lingulidae
Product: lysyl oxidase homolog 3-like
Cellular component (GO): membrane
Source: RefSeq, a predicted model, not a curated record